This is a messenger RNA of Metschnikowia bicuspidata var. bicuspidata NRRL YB-4993, 1998 nucleotides long. RefSeq names its product serine/threonine protein kinase. The transcript is spliced from 4 exons. The record is from RefSeq and is a predicted model, not a curated record. Gene Ontology annotation, biological process: regulation of mRNA processing; protein phosphorylation; spliceosomal complex assembly. Gene Ontology annotation, molecular function: protein kinase activity; ATP binding. The coding region runs from base 1 to 1998 and encodes 665 amino acids. Lineage: Eukaryota; Fungi; Ascomycota; Pichiomycetes; Serinales; Metschnikowiaceae.
AUGCCACUUUCCAAAAAGUCCAACUUGUCGAUAGCGAUCCAAAAAGCCGAUGCCAACCAAGAAAGCCAGCCCCAAACGCACUUCACGUAUAAAGCUGAAAAGCCGCCCGUGCGCCACAACAGCAUUAAUCAGGGCGAUGUGCUGGGAAUAGGAUUUCUCCCUUUGGCCGGGCUGGCGUCGACAGCCACUCUGUCGCCGCUGGUCAAGUCUUUCCGGCCCGACUUGGCCCCAAUAACGACCACUUUUGAUGAGCAUGAGAACCACGAAGAUGGCGACGACGACGACGAUGACGACGACGAUGACUACUCCAAUGUAAACCCCGAGAACGAGGAAGAUCUCAAGGACUACGUGCCUGGCGGGUACCACACGUGCUUCAUUGGAGAAACGUACAAGAACAACAAGUACACGUUGGUUCGUAAGCUCGGAUGGGGCCAUUUUUCGACGGUGUGGUUGGCCAGGGACAACGAUAAGCAGUGCCACGUGGCCAUGAAAAUCGUGCGCAGUGCGAAGCACUACACCGACACGGCCAUCGAUGAGAUCAAGCUUUUGGAUAAGGUCACCACUGCAGAAUUGCGCCAUCCGGGCCAUCAGCACGUGAUCCAGCUCCUCGACACGUUCACCCACCAGGGCCCGAACGGUGUCCAUGUCUGCAUGGUUUUCGAGGUCUUGGGAGAGAACCUACUUGGCCUUAUUCGCCGGUACAAACACCGUGGUAUUCCUGUGGUUUUUGUGAAGCAGAUCGCUAAGCAACUCUUGGCUUGCUUAGACUUUUUGCAUAGAAUGUGCGGUGUCAUACACACUGAUCUCAAGCCCGAAAAUGUGCUUAUUGAAAUAGGUGACGUGGAGCAGAUCGUCAAAAUGGUCGAAGAAGAGGAAAACCAAGUGAAACUCCAACGAAAGUUACUGCGCACAAAGUCGAGAACCAAUGUUCUUUCCAGUGCUGGCUCUGACACCCCUACCAGCCCCCAGUCCCCUAAUUUGGGAAGAAACGGAAGAGGUCUGCGCAGGCAGACCCUCAUUACUGGAUCCCAGCCAUUGCCCUCGCCUUUGAGGUCCUUCAGCAAGGCUUUUGCUAAUGUUCAAGGCAUAGCAGCUACCACCAGCAACACACCCGUGAAGCCUAUUUUGGGCCAGUCCCCUUACAUCAUGGAAGGAUCCUCGUUUAAGGUGAAUGAAACCCAUGAGGCAUCAAUGGGACUCGCACAGACCACGGGUAUCCCGAAAUCCGAGACCAAUGAGAAAAGCUUGAACAACUCCCUCAACUCGAUGUCAAUUUCUCACAAUGGAAACAACCCUGGAACAUUUUUCGGAGAAUCAAACGGCAAACCAUGUAACGAGCAUACAGUCAUUAACGAGGAUGAAUUGAUUUCAGUGAAAAUUGCUGAUUUGGGAAAUGCAUGCUGGGUUCAUCAUCAUUUCACGGACGAGAUCCAAACUCGGCAGUACAGGUCCCCAGAAGUUCUCCUUGGCUACCACUGGGGUGCCUCGGCGGACUUAUGGUCUUUCGCAUGUUUGAUAUUCGAGUUAUUGACAGGAGACUAUCUUUUCGACCCUAGGAAUGGCAAAUCGUACACCAAGGACGACGACCACAUCGCGCAGAUCAUCGAGUUGAUUGGAUACUUUCCUCGGACAAUGUUGAAAGAGGGUUUCAACACCCGUGAAUUCUUCAACCAUAAAGGCGAGCUUCACCGUAUCUCCAAGUUAAAGCCAUGGGGCUUGAAGAACGUGUUGAUUGAAAAGUAUAAGUUUCCUGUGAGCGAUGCCGUGGAGAUUGCUGACUUUCUUCUGCCAAUGUUGACAUUGCAGCCCGAAAUGAGGGCUGACGCCGGUGGUAUGAUCAACCAUCCCUGGCUCAGCGAUGCGUUGGGACUCGAAAACGUAGUGCUCGAGCGGCCGGUUGGCGGCUCUGGCGAAGACAUUCCAGGAUGGUCCAGAGAAGGUGGCCAUCCCAACCAGGGUAGCAGACACAACCAUCGCCAGUAUUUUGCUCAUCAGUGA